Manihot esculenta (cassava) is the source of this 3517-nucleotide messenger RNA. Its product is annotated as phospholipase SGR2. The transcript is spliced from 22 exons. NCBI's taxonomy places the organism in Eukaryota, Viridiplantae, Streptophyta, Magnoliopsida, Malpighiales, Euphorbiaceae. Gene Ontology annotation, cellular component: cytoplasm. The record is from RefSeq and is a predicted model, not a curated record. Gene Ontology annotation, molecular function: metal ion binding; glycerophospholipase activity. Bases 272 to 3076 code for a protein of 934 amino acids.
UUUGUCGUUUUCAUUUAUAACUUCAAGGCGUUUCUAUGUGCCAAACUGAAACCUCUGGAACAUACCAAAUUUUCUUUCGCAGGGGUUUUACCAAUACCAGCUUCAAUUCCUCCAAUUCUUCUGAACCAUUUUGAUUUCAUUUUGCCUCCCUUGCUGGGCGUGAAGAAACCCCGUUUGAUAUUUUCAUGAACAAUUACAAUAUACCAAGUCUCUCAACUUGAGCCAUUUUGAAGGUUACCCAUUUUAAUAGUUUGCUUUGGAACCGUUUUAGAUGGCGGAUUCCAAAGCAAAUCUGGAUAUUUCAGAGGAGACAUCUCCUGAUUUGCUGAAGAAUACACCGUCGAACAUUGCGAGAUUGGAGGAUGUAAUAGAGCAUUCCAAAGGCCGCCAGAAGUACCUGGCACAGACUAGGAGUCCCUCUGAUGGAACCGAUGUUCGGUGGUAUUUCUGCAAGGUGCCCUUGGCUGGGAAUGAGUUAGCUGCCUCAAUUCCUCGCACUGAGAUAGUGGGUAAGGGUGACUAUUUUCGUUUUGGCAUGAGAGAUUCUCUUGCAAUAGAGGCGUCGUUCUUGCAGAGAGAGGAAGAAUUACUCUCUAGCUGGUGGAAAGAAUAUGCAGAAUGCAGUGAAGGUCCUAGGAGUCGACCUGCAUCCAGUAAGAAGUUUGGCAGUGCACACUCUAUAGAAAGUGCCGAAGGAAAUCAAUUGUACGAAGUGGAAGAAGAGAGAGUUGGCGUGCCUGUAAAAGGAGGACUUUAUGAGGUAGAUCUAGUAAAGAGACUUUGCUUUCCUGUUUAUUGGAAUGGAGAAAAUCGGCGCGUUUUAAGAGGUCAUUGGUUUGCACGGAAAUUGGGUCUUGAUUGGCUGCCACUUCGUGAAGAUGUUGCAGAACAAUUAGAGGUUGCUUAUUGCAGAAAGAUUUGGCGUCGGAGGACAUUUCAACCAACAGGGCUUUUUGCAGCGCGUAUUGAUUUGCAAGGGUCUACUCCGGGACUUCAUGCACUUUUCACAGGAGAAGACGAUACAUGGGAGGCUUGGCUUAAUAUUGAUGCUUCUGGUUUUUCUAGUUUCAUUAGCUUAAGUGGAAAUGGAAUUAAUUUGAGGCGUGGUUAUUCAGCAUCUCGCUCAGCAAAACCAACCCAGGAUGAGCUUCGACAGCAGCAAGAGGAAGAAAUGGAUGAUUACUGUUCACAGGUUCCUGUUAGACAUGUUGUUUUUAUGGUUCAUGGUAUUGGCCAAAGGUUGGAGAAAUCUAAUUUGGUUGAUGAUGUUGGUGAUUUUCGCCAUAUCACAGCGGGUCUUGCUGAAAGACACCUUACUGCACACCAACGUGGUGCUCAGCGAGUUCUUUACAUACCAUGCCAGUGGAGAAAGGGCUUGAAGCUUAGUGGUGAAGCUGCAGUUGAAAAGAUAACUUUGGAAGGCGUGCGUGGUUUGCGUAUCAUGCUGAGUGCAACAGUGCAUGAUGUAUUAUACUACAUGAGCCCAAUCUACUGUCAAGAUAUUAUUAACUCGGUAUCAAACCAAUUGAACUGUUUAUAUUUGAAGUUUAUUAAGCGGAAUCCUGGUUACGAUGGAAAGGUUUCUAUCUAUGGUCAUUCUUUGGGAAGUGUCCUUUCAUAUGACAUCCUCUGCCAUCAGGAGAAUCUAUCCUCACCAUUUCCAAUGGAUUGGAUGUACAAGGAACAUGAUAGGAGUGAUCAAUCUUCUCUUGACAUAAAGAAUCAGCCCUCUGUAAUCGACUUUCCAACCAAUCAGGAGGGUGACAAAUCCAGUGUGCUUGAUGGAACCAUGGAAAAUGUGGAUCCCGUUCACAAAGAAUGUCCUGAUGGCCAUGCAUCAAAAUUUUCCACUAUCAAGAAUCAAUUAGUUGAUUUAGAGCAACUGCCUGCAGUGGUUAUGGAAGCUAAGGCUAAGCAAAGAAGCGAUGAGAAAGGUGACCAUGAAUUGGGUAGUGAUUCCAGUGACAGGCUUACUCAGGAAAGGGGUCAAUCAGUUGAAGCUUCUGAAGUGAAAUGCGAUGACCACAUUAAUGGUUUUGAAAAAAUGGUAGCAGAAGGCCACAAUGAUACUAGCAAUAAAGAUGAAGCAAUUAAAUUUCUAAGGGAAGAGAUUGAUUCCCUGAAGGCUAAAAUAGCAGAACUGGAAUCACAAUGUGAUAGUAAAGAUACAAGUGAUGGAAUGCAUCAAGUGAACGUCGCAACCACAACAAAGCAACCCAUAUGUGAGAAUCUUCCAUCUGGCUCGGAUGAUACACCAAAGAGUUACACACCUUAUAUUAGGUACACAAAGCUUGAAUUCAAGGUUGACACAUUCUUUGCUGUUGGAUCACCUCUUGGAGUCUUCCUUGCGCUUCGUAAUGUUCGCAUUGGGAUAGGUAAAGGGCAAGAAUAUUGGCGGGAGGAAAAUAUUAAUGAAGAGAUGCCAGCUUGUCGGCAAAUGUUCAAUAUUUUUCACCCAUUUGAUCCUGUUGCCUAUAGAGUAGAACCACUUGUCUGUAAAGAAUACACCACAAAACGUCCUGUUAUUAUUCCUUACCACAAAGGUGGAAGAAGGUUACAUAUUGGAUUUCAGGAAUUUGUGGAAGAUUUAGCUGCUCGUUCUCAGGCAAUCACAGAUCACCUAAAUUUCAUAAAGGUAAAGGUGCUUACAGUGUGCCAAUCAAAGAGCAUAGAUGGCAUAGAAGAGGGAGUUGAAAAUGUUCAAGAGAAAGAAGAGAGGUCAUAUGGUUCCUUAAUGAUGGAGAGAUUAACUGGAACUGAAGGACGAAUAGAUCACAUGCUUCAAGCUAAGACAUUUGAACAUCCAUAUUUGCAAGCUAUUGGAUCACACACAAACUACUGGAGGGAUUGUGAUACCUCUCUGUUCAUUUUGAAACACUUGUAUAAGGAUAUACCUGAAGAUGCCGACUUACCUGAGGGAUCUAGUGAACACAACUCGAAGGAUGAGAGUACAUCCGCCAGAUGGACAGAUCGAAGGGAGAUUAAAGAGGAGGAAGAACUUCCUUUGACAUUCUCCGACAGAAUGAUGGUUAAAAACUUCUCGAGGAAAGCUAAAAAGCAUAUGAAGAAAACUUAAAAGAGUUCUCUUAAUCGUUGUAUGCUGGGUUUAGAUGCAACUGCAGCUCCAUUCAGCAGGAAGUGGCUGUCAUGAUUACCUUAACUGCUGGUUAGGUUCAUUAGACACUCUGGUGAGGCCGAAUCACUGAACUUUGAAUGAUCUCUGCAUGAAGUUGAUGUAGACAGCUACGGCUGGAAAUUAGAAGAGUUAUCAGAAGGGAUACACUUUGGACAACACUAGUAAAGUUAGUUACUUGUUAAUAGUUUGCCAUGCAGCAGGUGGCCUGUUCUUUGGUUUUUUCUGUAUAUAAGAAGGAAACAAUAGGAAGUUAGGAAACAUAUACUGAAUUGACCACAAAGUUUUAGGCGUGUUGUAUAAAGCUAAAUUGUGUACUGCACUUCAAAGUUGUUUAUUACUGGCUGUUUUUAAUAUUGGAUUGAAUGUUUGAUUUUUGAUAAA